UGCUGUGGAAUAUACUGCUGGUUCCACGGAAGGGGAGUGAUACUGUCCUGCUCCUGGAGCUCUUCUGUUUGCUCUUGCCCUGGGGGAAAAGACUUUGAGAAGAUGGAGAACCAGAGGGAAGCGCUCUUGGGAUAUGUCCACUGGGAAGGAGAAGAGGAAGGGGAUGAGGAGGAUGGAGUGGCUCCUGGUGCUUCUCCUUCCAGCCAAAUGAGUGAAUUGGAAGAUGUGCAGGUGGAGAUGCUCGAGAAGGCAAGGGAGCUCUUCCAGCUGUGUGACAAGGACAAGAAGGGUUUUAUCACCAAGGUGGACAUGCAGCGGCUCCAGAGUGAACUCCCCUUAACCCUUGAACAGCUGGAUACCGUUUUUGAUAGCUUGGAACAGAACAAUAAUGGAUACCUGACGCCUGUGGAGUUCAGCAUGGGACUAGGAAAGUUAAUAGGGAUUGAAUUGUGUCAAGGGGCUGGGAGAAUGGAUCACUCUAGGCACGAGGAGACCUUUGAGUCAGGCUGGUCAGAUGACUUGGACACAGCGGAUGAUGAUGAAGACAAACGAUUCUGUUCCAUGAUGGAGCAGCUUGGAGCCGCCCACAUGUUUGAAGAUCCACAUGAGAUUCGGGAGCUCUGGGCUCGGCUACGGAAGGAGCGUCCAGAGCUCUUAUCCAAUUUUGAAGAGUUUCUGUUGCGUGUUUCAUCAUACAUAAGGGAGGUGAAUCAUGAGAAGGAGUCUAUGGAACAGGCAUUGAAGCGGAAGGAGACAGACCAUGACCGAGAAGUCAGGUGCCUUUAUGAAGAAAUGGAGCAACAGAUCAAAGCAGAAAGGGAGAAGUUGAUCUGCCAGGAAGCACUGAGACAUGACAGGAGUAACCUCCUCCAGAAGGAACUGUGCAGCAAAGAGCAGGAGCUAGAGAAAAUCCUCUACCGCCAGAAGAAGCUGGAGCAUCAGCUACAGUCUCUGAACUCAGAGCAGCUGGAGACCCGCGUGCAGAAUGAAAGGCUCCGGCACUUGAAUGAAAACCUGCUGGAAGAGCUGGAGAAAAGCAAAUGGGAGCUGGAGGCGGUGAAGGGGCAAUUACAGAAGCUCCAGAAAGAGGCCCAGCUUGAACAAGAACAGAAGGACAGGGAUGUGUUUAGAGUCUCCAAGAACAUGCAGAAAGAGAAACAAAGCCUCCUUCGGCAGCUGGAGCUCCUCAGAGAGAUGAACAAGAAACUUCGAGAUGAGCGAGACGCUUUUGAAGCCAAGAAGCUGGCGCCUCAGAGCAAAAAUCCCCCGUUGAAGAAAGGGUCAGUACUAGGCAGUUACCUGCUGGACGACAAGCCGGUCAAACGGUUAGAUGGGCGGAGGGGUUCUAGCUGGCUGGGCUCUGGGCUGGCAUUUGGGGCAGAGGCAGGGAGGACAACCAGGAAUGUGAACUCCCUUUCACAGAAAAAGCACAGGCAUGGCAGCAG
This is a messenger RNA of Pelecanus crispus (Dalmatian pelican), 1445 nucleotides long. Lineage: Eukaryota; Metazoa; Chordata; Aves; Pelecaniformes; Pelecanidae. The record is from RefSeq and is a predicted model, not a curated record.